UGGUUAUAACGCAAUGAGUUUUAUCCAUGACAAAAAUAAACCCAGAAAAGGCAUUCAGAUCGGUGGAGAAUAUGAGGAAAGUGAAUCUUCAGAUAAAGACCCUCAAACGGAGACCCAAAAUUCCGUUGACAUCCUAAGUGACCUCAAAGGUGAAGGUGAAAGAUCGGAAAUUGAAAAACCUAACUUCACUACACCAUUGGAAACUGAAAAGCUUAGGAUACAAAAGGCUUCAGCUUCAAAUGCACCAAGAAGUUUGCAUUGUGAAAAUAAGUUUACAACAACAAAAAGAAAAACCAAAAAGAAAAACAAUAUAAAUAUGGAGCAGGACAAUGAAAAACUAUAUCGUAUAACACUAUAACACUAUUAACACUAUAUCGUCAGCAAACAACAUGCAUCAAGGUACCUCUCCUUGUAUUUCCCUAAUAAUUUUAUCCAUCUCUACAGAAAAUAAGUAAGGACUUAAAGCAAAACCUCGGUACACUGCUACUCUUAUCCAAAAACCUUUUG
Molecule: messenger RNA, 507 nt
Organism: Daktulosphaira vitifoliae (grape phylloxera)
Lineage: Eukaryota; Metazoa; Arthropoda; Insecta; Hemiptera; Phylloxeridae
Exons: 2
Coding region: 14-358 (114 amino acids)
Source: RefSeq, a predicted model, not a curated record